AUGUUCAAACCGGUUUCGUUCAAGCUCGAUUCACCCGCACUUUGUAGUGAACAGGGUGGUUACACUAAUAGAAUUCUUAUAAAAAAUAAAACGGUUGGGUUAAAGGUGCAACGCGAGGAAUUCCACAAACCAUCCCGGAAACAAUUAAAAAUUCCGUUGCUUACAUUUCCGAGCACCAGUGGUGGCCAACGUAGGAAACUUGGUUGUUCAAAUCGCAAAGUGCCGUGCACGCGACUACAACCUCACGGAAGCCAUACAACUGAACUAAUUCCGGAGCGGUUUCAAUUUCUGUACAAUGCGAACACGUUGCACAAAUUGAAACAAGUACUAGCUGUAACGGGACGGUUCUUAAGAAGCAACCGUUCCACUGUAACACCAUUUCAAUGCGGAGCAAACCCUUCUUUCUACGAUCUACAACAUGUACAGCUACAAAGCACUUCAUUUGCUGUACUUCAAAAUGAGCAAAACCGAAAGCAACACAGUUGUUCUACUGCACGCAGCAACGUGCUAGGAAUUACUUUGGAAACUUUCAACUUACCACCGGCGAGCACACGUGCGUUCAGCAGCGCAGCUUUUACGGCAAAAUUACAUCGCAGAAAUGGAAAGCGAAGAAAGUCUUUCCAGGAUCUCAGCAGCGAACAGCAUUUGAGUGGUCAGUGCAUGCCAGUCAACAAACCGUCAACGUUGUUACAAUCGGAAGUAGAAAAAGUGCUGCGUACGUACCAUAAACAUAGCAUCCAGUGGCAUCUCGAAUACCUUCAAAGCUGCCAGUUCCAAGCAGAGACCAUUCGUCAUAAAUUUCGGACAUCAAGAUUGUUCUCUGCCAAUGGUCAUAUCGAUAACCGACUUCUAAACCGGGAGCAUUGCGGUGAAACUUUACGUUGCGACUGCACAAUCUACUUAGCGGAGGUGCCCAGCUUCGACCAGAUCGAGCAAAUUAGCAUGAGCAACUUUUCUCUUGGCCCUCUCAGUGAAGAAAAGCAACAAAAAUUACACAACCUUCUAGACAGUUUAUACCAGCUAAACCUGGAAUCUGCGGGAAAGAACGGUUUACCGUGUAUGGAUGUUCCAAAAAUAAUCCUAACCGAUUAUUCUACGAAAAGUGGUGGUGGGAAGCCAAGUGGUGUUGGCAAAAGGGAGUGCUACAACAACAAUCAUACACAAAACGCUGUAUGUGAUACUGAUGAUGACCCUAGCAAUACAAUAUGCAGUGGCCAAAUGGCAAACAGCAACACUAAGAAUUGCUUUCUGAAAAUACCAGAGUUUACUGACUCAAAGCAGCGAACCGGCGAGUUGCAAAUCCCCUUCGGCUAUUGUAGUGAAGCACGUCCACCAUAA
This is a messenger RNA of Anopheles cruzii, 1338 nucleotides long. RefSeq lists its product as uncharacterized. The record is from RefSeq and is a predicted model, not a curated record. The transcript has 2 exons. NCBI's taxonomy places the organism in Eukaryota, Metazoa, Arthropoda, Insecta, Diptera, Culicidae. The coding region runs from base 1 to 1338 and encodes 445 amino acids.